AUGGUCGUGGUGGUCGCUCACUUGCUUGCAGGUGAGACUACGCCUAGCGUUCACUUGCUGGCACUCAACUCUCACCUGUGGCUCCACGUAGCUGGGCUCUGCUCAGCGCCCACACCCCGGGCAACCGUCUCGACCGGCGGGCUAAACCAGGUGAGGGGGCCCUGUGCGCUGUGCCGUGUGCUCAGGGUUUGCGGACUCCGCUGGAUGGAAGGUCGGAUGGAACCUUGCGUCGGCACCGUCGUGACGUGGUUCGUCUCUGCACGCCGCUGGACAACCGGUGACGGGAUGGAUCUCCACAUCGACAUCGCCUUGACGCGCCCACCUACGCCGUCGGAGACCGCGGCUUACGGCGAAUUCAAGUCGCUCUCCACUGCAACCCGAAAUCGUGGCCCCAUAGUGGAGUUCGGCCGUGCCACAACGGCACAUGGGCAGCCCUAUUCAGGGAUGGCACUGCCAGCCCCCACGAGGUGAAGGGCCUAGAAAAGGUGGACUAAACAUUGCUGGGUACCACGCCGUCUUCAGGCUAGCCAGGGCCGCAGACGUCUAAACAUGGUCGAAACAAUCAAAAUCGAAACAACAACAAUAACAAUAGCAACAACAACCAUACUCGUUCUCCUCAAACUACCUCUUCUUCCUCUUCCUCUGCCUAUUCUUCUGCCUAUUCUUCUCCUUCGUCACCUUCUACUCCACCUCCUUCCCGUCGCCCCACUCGGUGUCACCAGACUGGCAGUGUGAGCCCGCUCACUCUGGCAGCCUGGAAUGUUCGUUCCCUUUUAGACAAUCCGAGGAGCAACCGACCGGAACGAAGGACGGCGCUAGUGGCGCGGGAACUGGCGCGCUACAAGGUGGACAUCGCCGCACUCAGCGAGACCCGAUUCUCCGAACAAGGCCAACUGGAGGAGGUGGGUGUCGGCUACACCUUCUGGAGCGGUCGACCCAGGGCAGAGCGACGGGACGCGGGUGUCGCCUUCGUCAUUCGGAACGACAUCGCGGGACGACUGCCCUGUUUGCCGCAGGGCAUCAACGAUCGCCUGAUGAGCCUCCGCCUGCCUCUCCGAGAUGGGAGCAAAUUCGCCACCAUCAUCAGCGCCUACGCUCCGCCGAAGAGCAGCCCCAACGCCGCCGCAAGAGGCAAAUUCUACGAGGACCUGCACGCCCUCUUGGCGACUGUGUCGAAGGCGGACAAGUUGAUUGUCCUUGGUGACUUCAACGCCCGCGUCGGCACAGACCAAACUGCCUGGAGAGGAAUGCUGGGUCCCCACGGUCUCCCCGGCAUAAACGACAAUGGUCUGCUGCUUCUCCGCACCUGCGCAGAACACCGCCUCAUCCUGACGAACACCGUCUUCUGCCACCGUUCACGAACUCCUCUUCGCCGACAACUGCGCCACAGCCCCCUACGCGCCGCCGCAAAUCAGCGUGAACGGAACCCAACUGCAAAUGGUGGAGAACUUCCCGUACCUGGGCAGUACUCUCUACCGCAACACCAAGAUCGACGACGAAGUCGCCAACAGGAUCUCGAAAGCCAGUCAAGCCUUCGGUCGCCUCCAAAGCACAGUUUGGAAUCGCCACGGUCUUCAGCUGAGCACGAAGCUGAAGAUGUACAAGGCCGUCAUCCUGCCGACACUACUGUAUGGAGCGGAGACUUGGACGGUGUACACAAGGCAGGCACGUCGUCUGAACCACUUCCACCUCAGUUGUCUUCGUCGCAUCCUGAGGCUGAACUGGCAGAAUCGAAUCCCCGACACUGAUGUGCUGGAACGGACGGGAAUCCUCAGCAUCUACGCCAUACUGAGACAAAUUCAGCUGCGCUGGAGCGGCCACCUGGUGCGCAUGGACGACGAGCGACUACCCAAACGACUCUUCUAUGGAGACGUCGCGACGGGUUCUCGCCGUCAAGGAGGCCAGAUUCGCCGUUACAAGGAUACCCUGAAGUCCUCCCUGAAACACCUACAAAUCAACCCCACCAACUGGGAGGAGCUCGCACUCGAUCGACCGACCUGGAGGAGGACAGUGAAGACGGGCGCUGCGAUCUACGAAGCCAACCGCAUCGCUGCCGCCAAAGCGAAACGCGAAGCCCGCAAAUCACAACUUCGCGCAGUACGCAACGCCGCUUCACAACCGCUUCCAACGUGUCCUCGAUGUCAACGGACAUUCCGGGCUCGAAUCGGACUUGUUGGACAUCUUCGGAUUAACUGCGCCUCUCGAACUGCACCAACCAUCUUCUCCCCGCCCGCCUCUUCCUCCUCCUUCUCCUCGUCCACUGCUCCAACGACGGCCGCUCAGGCGACUGUCCCGCGCGCAACAACCGACACUACCACCACCUCCCCCGACUCCAACGAUGAGGAUCAGGACUGCACCUGCCCUCACUGCGACCGCACCUUCACCUCACACACCGGCCUGGUCGGUCGCUUGCGAAUCCAUCGCACAGAGACUGGCGAAUCAGUGCCUGGAGCACCAACCUACACCCGCCGCACUCGCCUCCACUGCCCACACUGCCCUCGCGCCUUCAGGCAUCGCAUGGGCCUAUUCGGCCACAUGCGCAUCUACGACGACCUGCGGUAG
Molecule: messenger RNA, 2562 nt
Organism: Spirometra erinaceieuropaei
Lineage: Eukaryota; Metazoa; Platyhelminthes; Cestoda; Diphyllobothriidea; Diphyllobothriidae
Source: the annotation of a GenBank genome assembly